This is a messenger RNA of Pochonia chlamydosporia 170, 729 nucleotides long. Its product is annotated as alginate lyase. The record is from RefSeq and is a predicted model, not a curated record. The transcript has a single exon. Bases 1 to 729 code for a protein of 242 amino acids. NCBI's taxonomy places the organism in Eukaryota, Fungi, Ascomycota, Sordariomycetes, Hypocreales, Clavicipitaceae.
AUGCUCGUCACAUCCAGACUUGGCACUUUGGCUACCAUAUAUCUGUCUCUUGAGACAGUGUUGGCAGUAACUUGCGGCUGCGGAAACUUAGACCUAUCCAAAUGGAAGCUUCAACUUCCCAUUGGAGAUCCUGGAAAGCCCCAAACCGUAUCAAGUGCCGACUUGUGCAAAGGCUUCACCAACCCGGAUUAUUUCUUCUUCGACUCCACCGGCGCCCUGGUUAUGAAAGUUCCGGGCUCGGCUGAUAGUUCCGGCUGUGUGACCACUACGAAUAGCAAGCACUGUCGAACAGAGCUUCGCGAAACCACUCCUAGCGUAUGGAGUCCCAAUGGCAAGACUAAUCGUCUGGCUGGUGAUCUCAAAGUGACCAAGAAUGACAAUGGCGAGGUUGUCGUUGGUCAGAUACACAUUGAUGACUCGAUCUCGUCCAAGCCCGUUGCUGAGCUCUACUAUGCUUCUUCUGGAAAACUGAGAAUGGGAGUUCAGACUUCACGAGAUGGCAAUCAAAAAAGCACAGAUAUUGACACGGUGCCCGUUGGACAGCGAUUUACCUAUGAGAUCCGCUACGAAGGCAACGUCCUGUCUGUGGGCAUCAAUGGGAAGACACCUAUUGUGCUGUCGACCUUUGAGUUGAAUGCUCCAGAUAGCUACUUCAAAGCGGGCAACUACGACCAAAGCGACAACCCUAUUGAAGUUCAUUUUUACAAGAUUCAGACUACGCAUGCCUAA